AUGAGUUCUGCUGAUAAAAGUCCAUCAUCUUGCAGAUUUUGCAACGAGCCGUUCGAAUCUUCUAGUGAUCAAUCAGUAUGCUCCGUUUGCCAUGCGUUCCUAUUCGACUACGCUACAAGCGAAAUGAUCAGUGGAAUUAAGUGCUCAGAAGAAAAAGAUGCAAAUACUGAUAGUGGCACAGAGGAAUUAGAAUCAGAAUUUGGUAGCCGCUUUAGUUUACAACCAACAUCGUCUCUCACAACUCGAUCCGUUUCUUCUUCCUGUCCAUAUGCAUCUAAUUCCCGGUUAUCUUCGCAAUCACAAAAUUCAUGUCAAGCCAUCACUCAGAAUCCUAAAGCUUCGCUUGAAACGCUUCCUGGCGUAUUUCUCAGUCCGAUACUUAGGCGUCUCGAUGAUUUAUCCACUUGGAGUCUUCGUAAGGCUUCUCCUAAACUUCGAACUGUAAUCGAUCAUUUGAUUCCAGAAGAAGAAUGGGCCAAAUUUGUAUCUCACCGCUUUCCCAUUUUUGUCCCUCGCCAUCGCAUCUCCUCUUGGCGUGUCCUUUACCUCAAUAUGAUAGAAAGUGUAACCUGCAGACUUUGUCUAUCUCGUCUUCAUCUUCCCACUGUCUUUCCAAAUGAUGUUCCACCUGUACGUUUUCGUCGAGCAGUUAAUGAGAUUCGUAGCCUGUGUGCUGAUCCCCCCUACGGUAUUAAAGCCUUAGCUUUAGAUACAGAAAAUUUUUCUCACUGUCUGGCUGAAAUAUCGGGACCCCCAUCGUCUCCUUACGAAGGGGGUCUUUUCUGCGUUCAUAUUCUCAUUCCUGAUAGUCAUCCUAUGCGUCCACCUGUAAUUAGAUUUAUCACUCGUAUCCUUCAUCCUAACAUUAGUUUCCAUGGUGAUAUUGGUCUGGAUUGUAUCCGGGAUAACUGGAGCUUGGUUCUGACACUUGACAAGGUGCUUCUAAGUAUUCAAUCUCUUCUGUCUGAGCCCUAUGCUCGAGUCUGUAUGGAACCGACGGUAGGCCGUCUCUUUAGUCAAAAUCGGGACAAAUUUGAGAUGCUGGCUAAAAUGUGGACAUGGAAAUAUGCAUGUCAUGAUUACCUUUCCGCGGAUUUUGUUUCCCAACUCACAAUUCCAGAUCUCACAGAAUGA
Molecule: messenger RNA, 1134 nt
Organism: Rodentolepis nana
Lineage: Eukaryota; Metazoa; Platyhelminthes; Cestoda; Cyclophyllidea; Hymenolepididae
Source: the annotation of a GenBank genome assembly